AUGUCGAUCGAAGAGUGGAACACUCUGGAGAUGCCUGCCGACAAGAGCAAGCAGCAUCACGCUCUUAUCAACAAUGCGAUAUUCUUUGCGGUCGCUGCUGCCAUUCCUGCUGUCUUGGGAAGGAAGUUUGAUGGACUUGCCGUCUUGCCGUUACUCUACGUGACGACGUUCCGCAUCCGCAAAGCGUUCCUGUACUUUGCAGCUUUUCCGCUCGUUUGCGUCGCGAUUUGUGCUGUAGCUGACGAACAUGGACCUUCAGACAAGCGCUGGGAUCUCAACAACAUCAACCUCGAAGAUGGAUACAAGUUUGUUGCACCCAUCCUCGUCUCUGUCGUGCUCCACUACGCGGGUGCUUUCAUGGCAUCGGACUGGAGGGUGACCUCUCGUGCGGCAUUAGACGAAUUCUCCGAGUCGGUCUCCGGCUUCUUGGACAGAAAGUGCUACAAGGAAAAGUCUUGGCCUUCGCUCUUUUACAUGAAGGCCGAAAGGGUGCUGAUCUCGUUUGUGUGCAUCUUGAAGAUCAUUCUUGCCGUCGCUUUUCUCGUCUUCUUUCUUGUUUUCAACGGGGUACGCACUCCUACGGAACUGCCCUCGGGGCUGACGUUUCCGAAGAUCCCCUCGGAUGUUGUGGGAUGCAGCGCUACGGAUCCGAAGGCAGAAUCCUAUCUACGGAUGUGGCUCUGGGCCUUUUAUGCGAUCGUGUGCGCCACCGAGGUUAUGUACCAUAUGGCUCUAUACAUGUCCAACCAGAUCAGCUGUGCUGUUCCUGGAUCGUUCACCAUGGCGGUGUUGCAGCCUACGUACUGGCAGUGGUAUUUCAUCGCUUCCUACGCCCCGUCCAGGGGCCUCUGGAUCCCUAUCCUCACUGAAUCUCUGCGCACGUGCUCUGUGAGCUUCUUCCGCAUGCAGGACAAGGACGACGUUCUUGUCAGCCCUCUGAUGUCGAUGAUCGAGUUCUUCCACGUGUUGCUCAUGAUCGCCCUUGGGAAAUUCUCCUCCUGCGCGUACCCGGACGCCAUGCUGUACCGCGAGCUCUUCCUCAGCUGCUUCUUCCUCUACAGCAUGAUCACCUUCAGGUACAAGAAGUGGAGAACGUGGAGCAAGGCCAGGAAGCUCGUUCAAGCUCGACUCUACUUCCCAGUCCACCACAAGGAGAUCGAGUGCUACGUUCGCAAGUGGCAGAAAGGGAUCAACCUGCCCGAUGGAGGAGGCGACGUGGAGUUUCCCGAGGAUCAUCCUGCAUGGAAGAAGUCCCAUGGAAAGCCGAAUGUUAAGUAUUUCCCUGAGCUAUCAAUCUCCCGCAAAGAGUCUCGCCCAGACUGGGGAAGUGAAGUGCCGAAGUUUGUGACCUUCGAGAGGAAGACUCAGAUGCCUGGAGAGUGGAUCUGCGUCGAGAUCGGGACCGACGCUGGGGUCCUGCUGGAUGAAAACGAGAUGGACACUGGUCUCAAGGGUCAGUUCCGCGUUUUGCAUCCUCUGGUCGACUCCAAGGGUGUGCUCGCCUACUGGGGAGACUUCGGGCCAGGCAAGCUGUUUGCGGCGAAGAGAUACAAGAAGGAUCCGGCGGGGGGAUGGGACAUGACAGUCCCCGGAGACGAUGCGACGGAGGCGGAGCUCAGUGCAGCCAGGAAUCGCCAUGUUCGCCUCCUCAAGCCAUACUUUCAGGACUGCCUGAUGCAGGAGAAGGCGGCGGAGUUCGGUAGGGCCUUCAAUAAGGUCGAAAACCUCCCGUUCAACAACAAUGAGUACGUUCCUGGGCAGCAGGCGGUGCAGAACACUCCCAACAUGCUCUCCCUCUUCAGGGCGAGCUUCGUGACUGGCUGCACUCGGACGGAGCUGGAGGUUCUGGUGGGCCUGCACGAGCAGAAGUCCCUGCACGCGCUGUGUAACCGCGUCUGGCCGGAGAAGAUGAGAGAGUUCAACAAGGAGGUUGAGCAGUGGAAGGAGGAUCCAGAGUUUAAGAAACUGCUGGAGCAGUGGGAGAAGGAGGCGAGGCUGUACCGCAAGUACUUCGCCAACCUCAACCCUGUGCUGGACGCGGGUGUGGGCGGCAUGGCAGACAUGGAGGAGGAGCUGGACGAGGCGAUGAAGUCAAGCCUGAUGUCUGUGCCUACUAGUCAGGCCCGUAGUGGAUCCGUCCAGCGAUGA
Guillardia theta CCMP2712 is the source of this 2148-nucleotide messenger RNA. RefSeq lists its product as hypothetical. Bases 1 to 2148 code for a protein of 715 amino acids. The record is from RefSeq and is a predicted model, not a curated record. The transcript has 23 exons. NCBI's taxonomy places the organism in Eukaryota, Cryptophyceae, Pyrenomonadales, Geminigeraceae.